Molecule: messenger RNA, 1848 nt
Organism: Lycium barbarum (goji berry)
Lineage: Eukaryota; Viridiplantae; Streptophyta; Magnoliopsida; Solanales; Solanaceae
Exons: 3
Coding region: 1-1848 (615 amino acids)
Molecular function (GO): RNA-DNA hybrid ribonuclease activity; nucleic acid binding
Source: RefSeq, a predicted model, not a curated record
AUGUCCAAGGCUUACAACAGAGUUGAUUGGGAUUUUCUGAAGAAUGUUUUUACAAGAUUCAGUUUUUCUGACACUUGGAUCGAUAUGGUAUUGAGACUUGUUUCUGGGAACUGGUACUCCAUCUUGAUUAAUAGCCACAGGAGGGGCUUCUUUCAUUCUACCAGAGGUUCAAAACAUGGGGAUCCUCUAUCCCCAUCUCUUUUUCUAUUAGGGGAUGAGGUUCUUUCCAAGCUGUUAAAUAGACUCCCUUUGCAUCCCCAAUUUUUCGGCUUUCAAAUGCAGCCUCGUGGCCCUCAGAUUACGCAUCUUGCUUAUGCAGAUGAUGUGAUCAUCUUCAUAGCUAGAACUCGGUCUUCUAUUGAGCUGGUCCUUCAACAGCUUAGGUGUCCCCUUUAUGUGGGAAGAAAGAAGAUUGUUUUAUUCAAUGAAGUGGUGUCCAAAAUUGUAAGAAAAACCAAUGGUUGGCAAGGUAAACUUUUAUCUAUAGGGGGAAGGGCAGUGCUCAUCAAACAUGUUUUUCAAUCCCAACCCCUUCAUCUUUUGGCUGCUAUAAAUCCCCCUAAGACUGUCAUAAAACAAAUUGAAGCUUACUUGGCCAAAUUUUUUUGGGGAUCUUCUGAUGGGAAAAAUCGAUACCAUUGGUCUUCAUGGGAUAAUUUAUGCUAUCCUACAAAGGAAGGAGGGUUGGGGUUUAGAAGAAUUAUAGACAUAUCGGAAAGUUUUGCUUACAAAAGAUGGUGGAGAUUUAGAUCGGUCAAAACCUUAUGGUCAGAUUUCCUACUUGCCAAAUAUUGCAAAAGAGUUGGACCAGUUGAGAGAAAAUAUCAAUCUGGGCAGUCUCAUUGUUGGAAGAAAUUCAUGGAGAUAAAAUUUGAAGCAGAAAAAAAUAUCCUCUGGAGGAUUAACAGGGGGGAUAUUAGUUUAUGGUGGGACAACUGGACCGGUCAAGGGGCUUUAGCAUUUAUGGUCGAGACAGCAGGGGCAAAUUUAAAGUUACUAGUGAAAGAUGCCAGAAUCGAUGGAGAAUGGGCCUUUCCUGAGCUUCAUCAACUUCCUGAAUAUAUUAUCGAACUCAUUAAUUCCAUUGAGGUUGGUGAUCCUGAUAUUCCAGAUCUCGCUAUUUGGAUGUCAUCAGUGCCAGGUGUGCCGCUAAAUUCGGUGAGAAAAAGAUGUAUGUUUCCAACUGUCUAUCAAAUUUUCUUUCAUCUCAAAUGGAUCCUGGCUAAGUAUGAUAUGAACUUCGACUGGGAAUCUCGCUGGCCAGAGAUUUGCAAUACUCUCAUGAACUCUCGAGAUGAGUUCAAAUGUACCAUCAUUAAAUGGGAAAGGCCCGAACUGAAUUGGGUAAAAUUAAAUACGGAUGGUAGUAAAUUCGGUGAUGGUCACAUCGGGGCAGGUGGUGUUAUCAGGGAUUUCGCUGGCCAUAUGCACAUGGAUUUUACAAAAAGCUUAGAUACGGGCAGCCACAACUAUGCUGAGGCAAAGGCUUCCCUCUUUGGGCUUCGGUGGUGCAAGGAGAAUGGUUUGCAUAAUGUCAUUUUAGAGUGUGACUCUAAGUUUGUCGUAGAUAUGUUGAAAUAUGCUUGUGCAGUACCUUGGCAACUGUACCAUAUUAUUGAGGAGACUAGAAAGAUUAUUUCUCAGAUUAAUGUGGUCACACAACACUGUUUUAGGGAAGGGAAUCAAGUAGCGGAUGCCAUGGCUAAAGUGAGCACAAGGGGACAAGAUAUGAUCGUCUACAACUGUAAUAACCUCCCAAAAGAGGCUCUCGGCCCCUUCAGACUGGAUUUAAUCCAAAUGCCAUCGUUCAGGCGCAAGCAUGUUAAGAUACAAUUUAGAAGCCGCUAA